AUUAACUCUGUCUCUGCUGAAGUUUUCUCUGCACAAAUGUUAUCACAAAUAUACGUGGGUGACAUGUGCGGAAGUUUUCGAACUUACAGUUAUCACUUUGUAAACCCGUCCUAAUACUAUGAGCAAGAUUACAAUACAAUGCUCGUAGGCGCCAUUUAACCAGACUGGCAGAUUAUGAUUAUAUAAAAGUCCUACGACAUUUUAUUCACGUUUACGUGAGGUUAAACGUGGGAUAAACACCUGCUCAGUUGAGAAAAGAUAGAAAUAUUAUUAUAAUUUUAUAUUUGAAGAAAAAAACCAGUUAUUUAAUAUGGCUGACGAUGAUGAAUCAAAACCUGUCAUGUUAUUCGGAAGAGAUAUUUCGAAGAUUCCAUGUUUCCGAAGCAGUUUCCUUUACGGAAUAACGAGCGGUGUUGUUGGAGGUAUGACAAUGUUUUUGUUCACAAGUAGACCAAAAUUAUCGUGCGAUGCAGCAGUUGGAACAUUUGUCUCCGUUACGUUAUUCUACUGGAUAUAUUGUCGUCACAAUUGGGUACACCAAAAAUUUGAUGCGGGCCAAGUGCAAAGUGCAUUACGUCGAGCGAACACUUUGGAACGUCCCCAAAGAGAAAAAGAAUUUUCGGAGAAGAAACCCACGCUUGUUGACGCAUAAACAAUCGGCUGACAAAUCUAUAUUCUUUAUUCAUUAAUGUGCAAAUCUAUUCGCUAAACCCUCUACCACUGAAUAGUGUAAUUGUCGUACUGUAAUUAGCUGUAUUUAUAAAUAAAUAUGUUCAUAAUAUCUCAGAAAAAAUA
This is a messenger RNA of Cephus cinctus (wheat stem sawfly), 795 nucleotides long. RefSeq names its product cytochrome c oxidase assembly protein COX20, mitochondrial (gene l(3)87Df). The coding region runs from base 311 to 652 and encodes 113 amino acids. The record is from RefSeq and is a predicted model, not a curated record. Gene Ontology annotation, biological process: mitochondrial respiratory chain complex IV assembly. Lineage: Eukaryota; Metazoa; Arthropoda; Insecta; Hymenoptera; Cephidae. Gene Ontology annotation, cellular component: mitochondrion; mitochondrial inner membrane. The transcript is spliced from 2 exons.